AUGGAGAAGAGGUAUGAAGAGCUGGUGCACUACUCAGGGUCGGAGGGCAUGUCGUUGGGGGGGUACGGGGACGACGUCAGGGCGCUUCCUCCCCCACAGUACGGCCCCACCAUCCCCGACUCCCUCAAACACCACAAAGACCAGAUCUACGGUCACCCACUGUUUCCACUGCUGGCCUUAGUGUUUGAGAAGUGUGAGCUGGCCACCUGCUCCCCCCGAGACUCCGCCUCCCUCUCGGCCACCUCCCACCUCCCCGGCAUGACCAACCACAGCGACGUCUGCUCCUCCGAAUCCUUCAACGACGAUAUCGCCGCCUUUGCAAAGCAGAUUCGUUCGGAGAAACCCAUAUUUUCCUCCAACCCUGAGCUGGACAACUUGAUGAUCCAGGCCAUACAAGUCCUUCGCUUUCAUUUGUUGGAGUUGGAGAAGGUGCACGACCUGUGUGAUAACUUCUGCCAUCGCUACAUCACCUGUCUGAAGGGCAAAAUGCCCACAGACCUGGUCCUGGAUGAGCGGGAGGGCGGCUCCAAGUCUGACAUGGAGGACUUCACUGGAUCCUGCACCAGUCUGUCAGAGCAGAAUGCGUCAUGGUUACGGGAGCCGGAUGAAUGUGCCACGACUCCUCUGGGAACACCAGGCACCUGUGGCCUGCCUUCACACAGCACAGCAGACAACUGCAGUGACGCAGGCGACGGUCUUGACGGAGGCGUGGCGUCUCCCAGCACAGGAGAGGAAGACGAGACCGACAGAGACCGAAGGAACAACAAGAAGAGAGGGAUCUUCCCCAAAGUGGCCACAAACAUCAUGAGAGCGUGGCUUUUCCAGCACCUGUCGCACCCGUACCCGUCCGAGGAGCAGAAGAAGCAGCUGUCGCAGGACACGGGACUGACCAUCUUACAGGUCAACAACUGGUUCAUCAACGCCAGGAGGAGAAUCGUGCAGCCGAUGAUUGACCAGUCAAAUCGCUCAGGUCAGGGGGGUCCCUACAGCCCAGAGGGAGCAGCUCUCGGGGGCUACGGCCUCGACGGACAGGCCCACCUCGGGCUUCGAACGGCAGGUCUCCAGGGGAUGUCCUCUCUGCAGGGCGACUACCCCGGCGCCCUGCUGUCCCAGCCCGGCUACCCCCCUCACCCAGGACCGUCCCUCCACUCGUACCCGGGCCCCCACCCUCACGCCGCCAUGCUGCUGCACCCGCCGCCACACGCACACCCCGCAGAGCCGCUCCUCGCCCAAGGACUGGACAUACACGCACACUAG
Stegastes partitus (bicolor damselfish) is the source of this 1257-nucleotide messenger RNA. It is a transcript of the gene meis3, whose product is annotated as myeloid ecotropic viral integration site 3. Bases 1 to 1257 code for a protein of 418 amino acids. The transcript has 12 exons. Gene Ontology annotation, molecular function: DNA binding. Lineage: Eukaryota; Metazoa; Chordata; Actinopteri; Pomacentridae. The record is from RefSeq and is a predicted model, not a curated record. Gene Ontology annotation, biological process: regulation of DNA-templated transcription.